AUGCUCUUGGUCGGCUUUCAAGUCUAUUUGUUGUCUGCAAAAACAUUUGUAAUCCAAUUAUUGUUUACAAUUAACCAGGUAAAAUCUAAAUGUGCAGACUUUACAACUGUAACCGGUCAGACAACAUCUUUAUCCACCAAUGGUACAGAUACGUCAAUAAAUUUUGUAUGCGCCUCUGGUUAUACACUUACCGGAUCAUCUUCACUUACUUGCUAUGACGACGGAACCUGGGACGGCCAGCAACCUCAAUGUGUAUCAUGUGAAACAUUGACCAAUCCAUCUAGUGGCACGGUAACGCUCAAUACGAAUGGGGGAACAACCACGGCUAUCUAUACGUGUGCAAGUGGAUACACGCUGCAAGGGGACACAACCAGAACUUGUCAGUUAGACGGUACCUGGGAUAACUCUCAGCCAACCUGUUCUUGUAAUCAGCCAAGCGCUCCCUCUAACGGUGCUGUGGUAGCAAACGGUGUCACCGCUACAUAUACGUGUAAAGUUGGUUUCACUUUAGACGGUUUCGAGGAAAGAACGUGCCAAACUGACGGUUCCGGUUGGAGUAACCAAGAUCCUGUGUGUUCUCAGUGUACUUCUCUGUCGUCUGUAACUGGCGGGUCAUUCAGUACGUCAACAACUGGUACGGUUACUUCCGCUAAAUAUUUAUGUCAGACAGGAUAUACUUUGGAUGGUGUUACUACAAUAACUUGCCAAUCAGACGGCUCAUGGAGCAGUUCACCACCCACGUGCAUGGAGUGCCCAGAACUGACCAAUCCAUCAAGCGGAACAGUAACAUUAUCUUCAUCCGGUACGAAAACAUCUGCAACAUACGCAUGCGCAUCAGGGUACAAUUUAAACGGAAAUACUGUACGAUUAUGUAAUAUGGAUGGAACUUGGAGUCUGAUGGAACCAACUUGUUCAUGUAAAUCGCCAGUUCCUCCAUUAAAUGGCCUGGUAACGGAUGAUGGGUCAACGGCCACAUACACUUGUAACCAGGGAUUCUCGUUAUCAGGAUUAUCUACACGGAUAUGUAACACAGAUGGCACCGGUUGGGGUGGAGCAGAUCCUACUUGUAACAUCUGUUCGACUCUGUCCACACAUAUGGGCGGCACUGUAGCAAUAAGUUCGAAUGGUAUAAACACGCAAGCAACAUACACGUGUUUCAGCGGGUACACGUUAAAUGGUAUGUCACCUAUCACGUGCAGGAGUGAUGGAUCAUGGGACUUUACUGCACCAACGUGCUCAAAAUGUCCGGAUUUGCCUGAUCCGGAUAGUGGUACACUUAUAGUGACAACAACAGGUUCCGUUACCACAGCUACAUUUACCUGUCAAACAGGAUAUUAUCUUAGUGGAGAUUUUACUCUGACUUGUGGUACUGACGGCGCGUGGAGCAGUGAUGCUCCGACUUGUAAGUGUAAUUUUCCUGCUCAACCUAGCAACGGAGAGGUGUCAGUAUCCGGGACUGGUUCGGUAGCAACAUACUCGUGUGAUACCGGAUACUCCCUUAGUGGACUGUCUGCAAGAACCUGUCAGACGGACGGUAGUGGCUGGGAAAGCACGGACCCGACAUGUAAUGUAUGUCAAACAGUAACAAAUCCGGCGUCUGGCUUGUUCAGUUUAAGUUCAAAUGGAACGCAUACGUCAGUGAGGUAUACAUGUGACGUGGGCACAACGUUAAGCGGUGUUAACGUGCAAGUUUGUAUGGAUGAUGGUUCGUGGGAGGCUGCACCGCCAACAUGUGUUGGCUGUCCAACUCCUAAUGCUCCAGGGUCGGGCACAGUGGUGCUGUCAACUAGCUCUUCGUCAACUAUUGCGACUUUCUCGUGCGGAACGGGAUAUACACUGAACUCUACAAGUGUACUUACAUGUACAUCUGCGGGGACCUGGGACUACCCAACACCCUAUUGCAUUUGUGUACCUCCUUCUGCACUUACUAAUGGAGAAGUUAACUUAUCAGAUGAUUUUAGAACCGUAACUUACACUUGUCACGUUGGAUAUGUUCUGGUUGGUUCUGCGACGAGAACCUGUCAAGAUGACGGGACGGGAUGGGACGGCAUUAGUCCAGUCUGUGUUUUGUGUCCGUCGUUGGAUGAGCCAUCAAGCGGCACUGUAACGUUGUCAACAUCCGGUACUCAGACCAAAGCGACGUACACGUGCGACGCUGGCUAUAAUUUGAACGGGGAUGAAGAAAGGAUGUGUAACUCUGACGGUACAUGGAGUAUGUCAGAACCCACAUGCACGUGCGAGACCCCUGCAGAUCCUCUAAAUGGUCUAGUGACCGCUGACGGUGCAACUGCAACCUACACGUGUAAUCAAGGUUACUCUAUGAACGGUGCCUCAACUAGGACAUGUGGAGAUGAUGGUACAGGGUGGAGUGGAACAGCUCCAACUUGUAGUACAUGUGACACAUUGUCAACACCGUCGGGAGGAACUGUGACAGUUAGCACAAACGGUGUUAAUACACAGGUAGCCUACACGUGUAAUACCGGAUACACACUAAACGGUGUCAGUAUAAUAACAUGCCGGAGUGAUGGAUCCUGGGACUUUACACAGCCAUCAUGUGAAAAGUGUCCGGAGUUAUCAGAACCUGACAGCGGAUCUUUGACGUUGACGAGCACGGGCUCUUUAACGACGGCAAGUUUCUCCUGUCUCCCAGGAUAUUACCUGAAAGGGAAAUUUUCGCUAACUUGUGGCACUGAUGGCACGUGGAAUGAUGAUGCCCCCUCUUGCAAAUGUGAUUUCCCACCACAGCCCACUAAUGGUCAGGUUUCUCUUUCCGGUACUGGGACGGUGGCUACAUACCGGUGUGAUACGGGAUAUACACUUACCGGACUCUCAGAUAGAACCUGCCAGGAUGACGGUACGGGUUGGGAAGGCCCGGACCCAGUGUGCACAUUGUGUCAAACACUGACUACCCCUUUAUCUGGGUCGAUUAGUUAUAGUACAGAUGGUAUCCAAACUACUGCUGAUUACGCAUGCGCAGUAGGGACGACAAUAGAUGGUAAAAAGCAGAUUGUAUGCAACGAUGACGGUUCUUGGGAAUCGAACCAACCCUCUUGUGUUCAGUGCCCGACAUUGAGUGACCCAAACAGCGGUUCUGUGUCCCUGUCGUCUAAUGGUUUGACAACAUCCGCGGAGUUCUCAUGCGUAUUCGGCUACACUAUCAAUUCUACAAGCGUUUUAACGUGCCUGUCAUCCGGGCACUGGGACCUGCCGGCACCGUUCUGUAUUUGUCAAUCACCACCACUUGUCGCCAACGGACAAUUCAACAUAUCUGCCGACUUACUGAUGGUGACGUAUACAUGUAAUGCCGGUUACGUGUUGGUUGGGUCUGAGACAAGAACCUGCCAGAAUGACGGAACGGGAUGGGACGGAAUUUCUCCAGUCUGUGAGUUUUGUCUCCCAUUGAGUAACCCGAUUGGUGGCAGCUUUACUCUGUCAUCCGAUGGUGCGACGACAACGGCGAACUACAGCUGCGUAGUGGGAUAUAAUUUAGUCGGGGACAGUGAACGAAUAUGCAAGCAAGAUAAAACAUGGAGUCCGUCCCAGCCUUUAUGCGUAAAGUGCGAUACAUUGAAUUAUAUGUCUAGUGGAAACAUUGUCAUAACUACCGAUGGCUACACGAGCACUGCCCUUUACACAUGUGUCACUGGUUACUACUUGGUUGGUUCAAGCAAAAGGACUUGCCAAGCCGACGGCUCCUGGGACGGUACGACUCCCCAGUGUGAUUGUCACCCGCCUUCAACCAUUACCAAUGGAGCAGUGUUUGCUAAUGGCAAGACAGCAAACUACACGUGCAAAAAUGGCACAACAAUAUUAGGACUGUCUUCCAGAAUAUGUAAUACUGACGGUACGGGGUGGAGCGAUAGUGAUCCACAAUGUAAUCAAUGCCAGUCCGCAUAUACCCCAACAGGUGGUCUGUACACACUAUCGACUACAGGAACACAGACAUAUGCCGUGUACUAUUGUGAAAGCGGUUACACACUGAGCGGUGCAUAUAAAGUGUAUUGUCAGUUCACCGGAAACUGGGACAGCGUUCCCGUAUGCGUCCAAUGCGACGCACUCCCAACUCCUGAGAGCGGAAGUUAUUUGACAACAACUACUGGAAGGGUGACAAUAGCAGUCUACUCUUGCUACCCGGGCUAUGAUCUUGUUGGCUCCAAUACAAGAACAUGUCAGCCGGACGGCUCUUGGGAUUUAGACGCUCCGACAUGUAUUUGUCAGUCACCGUCAACUAUACAAAACGGUCAAGUGACUGAUAAUGGUGAAACAGCAAAUUACACGUGUGAUGUUGGAUAUUCGUUAGAUGGUGCCAUAUCUCGGACAUGCGCAAAAGAUGGAACACGUUGGACCGGAUCCGAUCCAGUAUGCAACCCAUGUCAGACAUUGGCGUCACCAACAGGAGGUUCCGUAACUAUGACUUCUGAUGGUCACGUGACAAUGGUAGCGUAUAGUUGUGAUGUUGGAUACACGUUGAGUGGUCUUAAUAAUAUCACGUGCAGGAGUGACGGUACAUGGACAUUUAGUGAACCGGAAUGUGUUUUGUGCCCCACUUUGACAAACCCCGGAAGCGGAAGUGUAACCAUGACAUCAGAUUCAUUGAUUUCCAAAGCAACGUUCAGUUGUGUAACCGGAUAUUACGUCAGUGGCCAACUAACUAUCACUUGUCAGACGAAUGGAGCUUGGGAUAGUGAUCCACCUGCAUGCAAGUGUAUAACACCAGUCACGCCAGCACAUGGAUCUGUAUCGGUUUCGGACACAGCUGACGGGCCAGUGGCGACAUACCGCUGUGACCUUGGAUACAGUAUUGACGGUCCAGCUUCAAGACUUUGCCAGAACGACGGUACAGGAUGGGAAGGGAGGGAUCCUACAUGUAACAUUUGCGAAUCCAUCAAUACACCACCCGAACUCAACUUUGAUGUUUCUACAAACGGUUCCACAACAUACGGACAGUAUGCAUGCGCACUGAACUACACACUAUCCGGUGAAUACGUGCAUAUAUGUCAAGCUGAUGGCACGUGGGAUUAUCCGUCACCGUCAUGUGUAAGUUGUGCAGGGAAAACACAUCCUCUGAGUGGCCAGGUGGCACUUACAACAGAUGGUCUCAGAACACGUGCAACAUUUUCAUGUGAACAAGGUUAUGAUCUUCUGUCUGUCGGGGUCACCACGUGUUUGACUGAUGGAAGCUGGAACCUCCCAGAUCCCUUGUGUGUUUGUCAGCCGCCAAAUGCUAUAAUCGACGGUAAUUACGACCUACUUGACAACGGAAUGAUAGCAAAUUACUCGUGCGAUUCUUCCUACAAGCUUGUAGGACCGCAACAGCGACUUUGUCUGACUGACGGCACGGGUUGGAAUGGGACAGAGCCUCGAUGUGAUUUGAUUAUCAUAACAACACCAAGAGCGGGUAAAUCUCAAGAGGAAACAGUUCUGCCAAUACCUACAGCAGCGUUCGUCGCUAUUUUUGUCAUUUUGAUUAUCAUUCUGGUAGUUUCUAUUGGCGGGUCUGUCUGCUGGUAUCUCAGGUACAAGAAAGUCAGUCAACGCGUCGGGACUGUGUUUGAUUCUAGUGACAACAGAACGACAAGCACUCUUGAUGAGGCCCGUUUCAAUUUUGAGUCCACGGAUAUUGAAGAUGGAAAUCUGCUUAUUGCAAAAUCAUUAGAACCAGCCAAGCCGACUUUUAAUGCGAAGUCACUAAAGAAAAAAUCAUCAAGGUCAUCGCUGGACACUAACAAAACAGAAGACGAAAUGAGAUCUAAACAGUCUAAUUUAGAAACAAAGAUAGAUUUAAACCAAAAUGGCGGCAUAUUGACCGCCGGAAACGGAACACCGCCGCACGUGCCUCUAAGUUCCGUGCGGUUACCGAAAUUACCGCCGAAACCGCCACGUAAAAGUAACGCGACAAAGGUAAAACGUAAACGCCGUCGGGUAGAACGCCGCGAGGAGGCAGCAGACGAAAAAGAUCUUAAGCCAAGAACAUCUACGCCAAUAGAAAUUGUAAUGAAUAGAACAAAGACUCCGGAUAUGCUGGCAUCGGAGGAGUUUACGUACAUUCAGCCAGUGUACUGCCACGAGGCAGAUACUCCGGCACCAAGUCGCCCGACGACGUCGACGUCAAGAUACACUAGUAAAACUGUAUCAACGGAGAGCAAUGUAUAAUUUACAAAAUAUUUGAUACAUUUGAGCCG
This is a messenger RNA of Ruditapes philippinarum (Manila clam), 6182 nucleotides long. Its product is annotated as sushi, von Willebrand factor type A, EGF and pentraxin domain-containing protein 1-like. The transcript is spliced from 35 exons. The coding region runs from base 1 to 6153 and encodes 2050 amino acids. The record is from RefSeq and is a predicted model, not a curated record. NCBI's taxonomy places the organism in Eukaryota, Metazoa, Mollusca, Bivalvia, Venerida, Veneridae.